AUGAAUAUAAUUAAAUAAAUUAACCAAAAAGGAAUCAGACUUCAUUCAAAAUGGCAGGAGGCUAAUGAAAGAAUUACCCAAUACAUAAAAUUAUCGAAGAAGCAAUAAUAAUUGCCAAUAUUCUUCUAAUGUAUUUCAAUUCUAUAUUAUAUUUAGGUAUAUUUUUAUUAAUUAGAAUAUUCUAUUGGUUUAUAAUUGAGAUGAAUUAACCAGGAAAAGAAAUAAUGAUGAGAAAUUAGGCCAAAAAGAUGAAUGAUAACUUGUAUAGAGAUUUAUUAGAUUACUCAGAUAAAGAAUUAAUUAAAACACCGUAAGAUGCUUUUAUUUUAAUAGCAAAAAGUAAAAGAAAUUAAUAAUAUAUAGGCUAUGCUUUAUCUGAAGAAAAUAAGUUUCAAGAAGCAAUUGAGUUAUGCGAGAAGGUUUUUGAGAGAAGAACCUUUUUAUCGACACGCUUUGUAUAACAGAUGUAAUUGUUUAUAUUAAAAAGCAGGCGAUUNUCCAGCCAUUUAUGCUCCUUCAAAAAACAUUCUAAUUUGCAAGAACGGAUAUAAAAUAAAUGUGUUAAAAUUCAUAUUCUCUUCAUCCGACUCCGACUGGCAAUGUCAUUUGGAACAAAGUAUUAAUUAUAAACACAAUUGGGUAUUCGGAACCUUAAGCGCCGACGGUUAAUAUUUAAUAACAAGUGA
Messenger RNA from Paramecium octaurelia, 686 nucleotides. The record is from the annotation of a GenBank genome assembly. NCBI's taxonomy places the organism in Eukaryota, Ciliophora, Oligohymenophorea, Peniculida, Parameciidae.